This is a messenger RNA of Ctenopharyngodon idella (grass carp), 1535 nucleotides long. RefSeq lists its product as uncharacterized. Bases 331 to 1194 code for a protein of 287 amino acids. The record is from RefSeq and is a predicted model, not a curated record. NCBI's taxonomy places the organism in Eukaryota, Metazoa, Chordata, Actinopteri, Cypriniformes, Xenocyprididae. The transcript is spliced from 3 exons.
UCCGUAUGUUUAGUUCGACUUUUAAAAAAUGCGUUUCGAUGCUCUUGCCUAUUGUUCCAUUUUAGAACGCAUCAGUGACGACAUGCCACUUGCGAUCGUCUUAAUUAGCGGCAGCAGCACCUGGAGGCAGGAUCAUGAAUACAGAAUCUCAGACGAGGGUUUAUAGGCGAGUAGAAACACCUGUGAGAGUCUCGAGUCUUCAGAGAAAACUCGCGCCAGUUUAAAGAGAAAAAACGAUUGUGUCUUCACACAUAAAAAGAAUCACAGUUUACAGACCAUAGAGAGUUUAUACGCACCGUGUCCCGAUUUGACAAAUCUACAUUGGACAUCAUGUCCGUGACUUUGUGUUCCACCUGUAAAGACGGUGUAGACAUGAGCCAGGAGGAUCCUGUAGAGAACAGCUCAACAGAAAAACUUACAAGUCCCCACAAAGCAGGAAUCCGUUUAUUCUUGCACAGAGCACAGAAGGCUGUGGAGAACGGCUUCCUCCGCUUCUGCUGUCAGGACUCAGAGGAGUGUUUUGUGCCUCCACCUUCUAAGCCACAUUACGCAGGUUUAGAGUCCACAGAAACACAGACUGAAGACACUACACCUGGCUCGGACGUCACGUGCAUCUCUGAGCAGCGAACAGAGAGCCUUAGCGUUCAGAGCAGAUGUUCGGACUUUGUGUUGCCGGGUGAAGUGCCUGUUGAGACUAUUCCACACGAGACCGGAGCCAAUGUCACUACACUGGACAUCACGUCCAUCGCUGAGGACAAUGUAAAGAAGAUUGACAAACGCAUAAGUUGGAAGAAGACCCGAUCAUUCUUCCGGAGAGCCCGUGAGGCUCUGAAGCUGCCGUUACUCUGCAGUGGCGUGGACGCGGUGGAGUCUUUGGUGCCUCUAACAGACUCGACAGACUCUACAGAAGCUCAGUGUGGCGACUCUACACAAACACUAGACCUUGAGGAGCUGAGCGAUGGGAUGUUAUCCGGUUCGGAAAGCAUCCCAGACACGGUGCUGCCAGGUGAAGUGCUUUUUGAGCCGGCAGAGGCUUCAGAAAAACCUAAAGAACGGACUAUGAAGGAAAAGAUCUGUUAUUGCCUUAAAAAAGCUUGGACGGGUAUAAAGCAGCACUUCCUCUUCUGUGCCGUCACCUGUGCCAGAUCCCUCAGACUAACAGCCGACUUCUGCUCAAUCUGCAAGUGGCGCUGAUGCUAAUGAUGAGUAUUAUUAUGCAGCUGUCGUGGUUUGAGCAUGCCCAAAAAUAAUAAAUUAUAAUUGCAUAAUUUACGUUUUUUGUAAUAAUCCUAAACCGAGUGAAAGAAUAGCACAGGGUAUCAUAAUCUGAACUUUAAAACAGAAUUGCAGGCAUUCUUGUUAGAGACCAAAAAGUGCCUUCAAUUUUCCAUUAUGUGUAAUGCAGUUCUAAAAUAUCUAUAAUGAACUGGUUUUUAGUGGUGCAUUCUGUGUGUUAAUAUUUUCUUAUUUCCACUUUUGACUAUUCUUGUGUAAGACUCCCUUGUGUAACUUCUUUAGACACACCUAGACAAAAC